AUGAAUCCUUCAUCUUUACCCGACGCCUCGGAGGUGACUGAGCUGGAGGGUGAAUUUCCCAGUACCGAACAUGGCGGUGGGAGACGGCCUAUCAAGGUCGAUGAUCCGCCAAAGUUCGACUUGGAUUCCUACAUUGCAAACUAUAGCGGGCGCACGAGAUUCGAUCGCCUCUACCUGAUCGGUACUUGCUCGACAUAUCUCGCUACCGACGCACUCAAGGCCGCGGUUGUGGAAGCCAAAUCCGGCAAGGAUGUCGGCAGAUACCAAAAGGCCGUCAAGGCAUUGGCCGAGGUCGCACCAGACGAGCCCGAAGCAGUCCUAGAUAACGACUGGGUGGAACGCACGCAGAAGCUUGUCCGAGCCGAGACAGAUCGGUUGGAGCAUGAACUGAGAGGUUACAAGAACAACCUGAUCAAAGAGAGCAUAAGGAUGGGGAAUGAAGAUCUUGGAUCGCACUAUCAUCAGAUCGGUGACUUGGCGGCGGCCGCCAAGGCGUAUGCCCGCAUGAGGGAUUACUGUACGACGCCAAGUCAUAUCGCUUCGAUGCAACUGAAGAAUAUCCACGUCGCCGUGGACCGCGGAGACUGGCUAGGCGUGCAGUCGAAUGUGCAUCGACUGCGCACGCUGCAAACCAAGCCCGAAGAGCAAGCCAAAAACCAGCCAAAGAUGUGUGCAGCCAUGGGGUUGGCUCAGAUGUCGCUUGGCGCCUAUCUCGACGCGGCGAACAGUUUUCUGGCCACCGAUCCCAGCCUCGGGGACAGCUACAACGAGGUGAUCACUUCGAACGACGUGGCUGUGUACGGUGGACUGUGUGCGCUGGCGUCGAUGGACCGGAAUGAGCUGCAGCGUCGGGUCCUGGACAACAGCCAGUUCCGCAACUUCCUGGAGCUGGAGCCGCACAUCCGGCGUGCGAUUUCUUUCUUCUGCAAUUCCAAGUUCCGGCCGUGCCUGGAGAUUCUGGAAGCGUACCGGACGGACUAUCUGCUUGAUCUGCAUCUGCAACGGCACGUUUCGACGCUGUAUGAUCGCAUCCGCACCAAGUCUAUCCAACAGUACCUUGUGCCCUUCAGCCGGGUGACGUUAGACGCCAUGGCCAAGACGUUCGCGCCGUCUACCGCGGGUGGGAAUGCGAACCCAGCAGACCUGAACUCGCCGUUUGUGCAGGAGCUGAUCCGACUGAUCGAGGACGGCACCCUAGAUGCGCGGAUUGACCUGGAGAAGGGGGUGAUGGUGUCGAAGCAGACGGAUCUGCGGAUGGACGUGCACCAGGCCGCGCUCGAAAGCAUUGAGGAGUAUGUGCGGGAAGCGCAUCUGCGGCUGCUGCGUGCGAAUAUCCUGCACGCAGGGCUGGAGGUGCGGCCUCUGGCGGCGCAGGCUGGUGAGAAGGCGAGGGAGCAGCGAUUCCACGGGCAGCUGGCUGGGCUUGAUCGGGAGUGA
Rasamsonia emersonii CBS 393.64 is the source of this 1437-nucleotide messenger RNA. RefSeq names its product COP9 signalosome subunit 1 (CsnA). The coding region runs from base 1 to 1437 and encodes 478 amino acids. The record is from RefSeq and is a predicted model, not a curated record. The transcript has 4 exons. Gene Ontology annotation, cellular component: COP9 signalosome. Lineage: Eukaryota; Fungi; Ascomycota; Eurotiomycetes; Eurotiales; Trichocomaceae.